CAAUAUGGCGUCCAGUUUGAGGUCUGUUUUGGUAGAUCUCAGUGGAACGAUUCACAUUGAAAACACGGUCAUACCAGGCUCAGUUGAUGCCAUUAAAAAACUUCGUGAAAGUGGUCUCGAUUUGCGCUUCAUUACCAACACCACCAAAGAAUCAAAGCGAACUUUAUUGGAUCGUCUUAACAAUAUAGGUUUCGAUAUUCAAGCACAUGAAGUAUUCACAUCAUUAUCGGCUGCACGGCACCUGGUCGAGAGAAGAAAUCUUCGUCCCAUGCUCUGUCUUCAACCGGACGCUUUACAAGAUUUUAACGACAUUGAUUGCAGCAAUCCGAACUGUGUCGUAGUUGGGCUUGCACCUGAUUGCUUUAAUUAUGAUACACUUAAUAAGGCUUUUAGGCUCAUACUCGAUGGACAUCCUCUUAUUGCAAUACACAAGGGAAGAUAUUACAGGAGAGGAGAUGGAAUGGCUCUUGGUCCAGGUCCAUUUGUAGCAGCCUUGGAGUAUUGUACUGAUACUGAAGCAGAAAUUGUAGGCAAACCAGAACCUGCAUUUUUUCAUCAAGUACUUAGUGAUCUAGGUUGUGAUGCACAGUCUACUGUUAUGAUUGGUGAUGAUGUAAGAGAUGAUAUUGGUGGUUCACAAGCAAUUGGUAUCAAAGGAAUACUAGUGAAGACAGGAAAAUAUAGGGAAGGUGAUGAAAGACGUCUUAGUGAACCUCCCUUUGCUGUGUGUUCUGACUUCGUAGCAGCUGUGAACUAUAUUUUGUCAUUUUUACCUUCUGUCAAAAAUCAUUUGAAAUCAUCUCAGCUAGAUGUAAAAGGUAACUGUAGUGAAUCAAUAUAACAUGUCUGAGCUGAGAUGGUUGACUGAAACAGAUAUUAAAAUGUACAUAUCCCAUAGGGGUAUUAUUUAACCAGGGUAGCCGCUUCAGUUACUAGGUGUAACUGUUAUUAAUGGGAGACACAUGAAAUGUAAACAUUAAAUGCCCAAACUAGUCUUUCGUAAUUACGGUUUACGGCAUUAGCCAUUCCAAAGUUGAGAAAAAAACUGGUUGAGUUGGCAUUGCAGUUCAUUGUGAUAUUGUUUUAGGGGACAUAUUACCAAGAUAUUAUCAGCAUCUAUUUUGUUAGUCCUACGCAGCCGCUAUUAGAGUGAGCGUGGCAUGAGAACACUAAUAGCGGCUGCAUUGGAGACUACUAUUUUGUCCCCUAUGAAAGUCCUACAAUACAUGUACAUUGAGAUGCCCAACUUGAUCCAUUAGUUCUCAACCUUGGAGUGGAUACUGAUAAAUAGCAAUAGCCAGAGCAUCAUCUUAAUAGAAUAAAAGAGAAAAACAGUGUACACAUGGCAGCAAAUGUCAAGUUAUUUACAGUACACUGUAAAUGUAUUAUACAGGGCUCGGUUGUACAAAGUCUGGAUAGUGCUAUCCGAUGGAUAAAUCUUAUCGAGUGGAUAAAUUUAUUGGAUAACAGUAGAGUGCAAACAAUAUAUCUGUGAAACACUAAUGACUAAAUAGUACAAAA
This is a messenger RNA of Actinia tenebrosa (Australian red waratah sea anemone), 1521 nucleotides long. RefSeq names its product haloacid dehalogenase-like hydrolase domain-containing protein 2. Lineage: Eukaryota; Metazoa; Cnidaria; Anthozoa; Actiniaria; Actiniidae. Gene Ontology annotation, cellular component: cytoplasm. Gene Ontology annotation, biological process: dephosphorylation. The record is from RefSeq and is a predicted model, not a curated record. Gene Ontology annotation, molecular function: phosphatase activity.